AUGGCUGCUUCAAGAAGCACAUCUCAGCUCGCGCUCCGCCUCGCCUGUCGACGAAACCAUCAACUCCGCCACCGCCAAAUCCCACUCCCUCCUACCGCACGACCCUUCACAACAACCCACUCCCUCAAAGCCGUCCGAGACAACAGCACAAUAGACUUCGCCUACCUCCCCUCAGCAAACGUAGACCCCUACGUCGAACCCCCCCUCCGAGUCCCCAUAAUCUUCACAGGCUCCACAACAACCACAACCUCGCACCCCGAGCUAUCGCAAACCGCUACGACAGAACAAGUCAUGAAGCCCGAAAUCAGCACCAUGUCUGCCGACGCGGUCUUCACUCCUCUAGCGGAUUUGAGCGACGGGCAUGGACUGAAUAUUGAUUUCCAUGCGAUGGCGGAUCGGGUUGCGGCGGGGUUGAAGAAGAUUAAGGAUCGCGAGGUGCCUGCUGAGGAGCAGGCGAGUUUGAUGAAGCAGCUUUGGAAUGAUAUGGUGGAUGAUAUGCUUGGGGGGAGGAAGAAGGGCGGGCCGCGGUAG
This is a messenger RNA of Neohortaea acidophila, 531 nucleotides long. RefSeq lists its product as uncharacterized. The record is from RefSeq and is a predicted model, not a curated record. Bases 1 to 531 code for a protein of 176 amino acids. Lineage: Eukaryota; Fungi; Ascomycota; Dothideomycetes; Mycosphaerellales; Teratosphaeriaceae. The transcript has a single exon.